Lampris incognitus (smalleye Pacific opah) is the source of this 1226-nucleotide messenger RNA. It is a transcript of the gene slc25a55b, whose product is annotated as solute carrier family 25 member 55b. The transcript is spliced from 9 exons. NCBI's taxonomy places the organism in Eukaryota, Metazoa, Chordata, Actinopteri, Lampriformes, Lampridae. The record is from RefSeq and is a predicted model, not a curated record. The coding region runs from base 109 to 1110 and encodes 333 amino acids. Gene Ontology annotation, biological process: L-glutamate transmembrane transport; malate-aspartate shuttle; aspartate transmembrane transport. Gene Ontology annotation, molecular function: L-aspartate transmembrane transporter activity; L-glutamate transmembrane transporter activity.
GUGUCUCACUGGGACUCUCAGCCUGCUCUCCCCUCCCGGCGGCCUCCUCAGUCUGGCUGACAAAACCAUCUACCGUUGAACACAUCAAGAAGCAGCACACCGGGAACCAUGGCCCAGCAACAACAGAUCAGCCUCCCGGCAAAACUGAUCAACGGAGGGGUGGCAGGCAUGGUGGGGGUCACCUGUGUGUUCCCCAUUGACCUGGCCAAGACCCGCCUGCAGAACCAGCGCAGCGGCCAGCAGCUCUACAGGAACAUGAUGGACUGCCUUAUCAAGACCGUCAGAUCUGAAGGCUACUUUGGCAUGUACAGAGGCGCCGCCGUCAAUCUCACCCUGGUAACACCCGAGAAGGCCAUCAAACUCGCCGCCAACGACUUCUUCCGCCACCAGCUGAGCAGAGACGGCCGGCUCACAGUGUUCAAGGAAAUGUUAGCCGGCUGCGGCGCAGGAAUGUGUCAGGUCAUCAUCACCACGCCCAUGGAGAUGCUGAAGAUCCAGCUGCAGGACGCCGGCCGGCUCGCGGCCCAGCAGAGGGUCAUACCCAGCAUGGUACCCGCGCUAAAGCUCGGGGCCCCCGCCGCUGUUCUUAGCCGCUCCUACUACGCAAACCCUGCACCUCAAGUCAUGCAAGUCUCAGCCACUCAGAUCACCAGAGAGCUGCUGAGGACCAAGGGAGUCACGGGCCUGUACAAAGGACUGGGGGCCACCCUGAUGAGGGACAUCCCGUUCUCGGUCGUGUAUUUCCCACUUUUCGCCCACCUGCACCAGCUUGGCCGGCGUUCACCGGAGGACCCCACCGUGCCCUUCUACUGGUCUUUCAUGUGCGGCUGCUUGGCGGGAUCCACUGCCGCCGUGGUCGUCAGCCCCUGCGAUGUUGUCAAGACGCGGCUACAGUCCCUUAAAAAAGGAGCUAAUGAAGAGACGUAUAAUGGAGUGAUAGACUGCAUCAGUAAAAUCCUGAGGAAGGAGGGACCCGGGGCCUUCCUGAAGGGGGCCAGCUGCAGGGCCCUGGUUAUCGCGCCGCUCUUUGGCAUCGCCCAGGUUGUCUACUUUGUGGGAGUGGGAGAGUUCCUGUUGGGAUACACGCCCUACAACAUCUACUCUGCCUAAACUGGCCACUUCCUCGUCCCGCCACCUUCCUCAUUAAAUUACAGACUGCUCUGACCUGAUUUACCCUGAGACGUUCUCAGAUUGUGUGAAUGCAAAGGGGACCAGAUGAAUGUCAU